GCGGGAGACAUGGCAUUUCGUGAGGCCCAUGACUUUGACAAAUCAAUCAAAAGAAUAAAUAAAUAAAUAAAAGCAACUCCCCUGCUAAAUCAACACAUGCAUGGUUUUCAGAUUAGCAUGGAAAUACAAUCUGGAAGGCAAAACAAAACUAUAUAAAGUCCUAAGACAACGCGUAUCCGCAAUUCUGAGCGUGAUUAUCUACUUGAAAUGACCUGAAUUUCCGCAAUAUUAAUACAAAUACUUGAAACUUAUUGGCAAGGCCUCAAAGGGUAUCGUUUCUUUGGUCAUAAAAUCUUAUCCUAUUCAAUUUGACCCUUAAUUCAUCCAAUAGCUAGGGACCCUUUUGACAAUGCCCCAAAUUGGUUUGAAGAAAGUUUGUGACUGUCAAGUAUUGGUACUCUUGAGUACAUGGAGGUUGUCCGAAGGUAUUGAUCUUUCAAAAGAUUCGAAUGGGAUUUGCCUUGGGAGAUUGAGUUGUCAUACAAACAAUUUUCAACUAUAUUUUAAUUUUUAUUAAUAAAAAUUUUUUAAAUUUAUUUUAACAUUAAAUUUAUUUGAUGGAGGCUGGUGGCGCACGUCAGUAGACUUCUACUCAAACUCUAACUGCAAAAACCAGAUACAAGCAUCGUGGGGGAGAUUUAGACAUCUGGGUUUUCUCUCUCUCUCUUAACCAACAGCCUCCAAGUUUUUUGUUGUUGCAACGUGUACCUACCAUCUUCUGCCAUGUAAACUGACAGUGAUGCCUCCCACAUUUAUUUGGUUUCAAACAAGACUCAGAACCGAAAACUCUGUCCCUUUGACCCCACCGCACCUAGUGGACUUGCCUUUUGGCCAACCAAGUUGGCACCUCUAAAUAUUUCACUCUCUUCUAAUCCCCUACUUCAGAGCCACGUGUAACUUCAUCCAUCGUCUUCAAGUUUUUUUAGCAUAACCACUCAACAUAGGUGGAGAUCAUCAACGUUAGUAGUGUACAAUUUUUUUUAGACAAAUCAAGAGUUUCUUAUGAAAAUUUUGUAAAUUCAUAUUCAUCAAUUUAAAAGUUAACAUUGACGUUCUCAUUUCGUUCCAUUUUAUAGAAGUAAACAAAUCGAAGGGACAGAAAUACUUGGGACACGUUUUAGAAGAGUGAUUUUGGUUUUGGAAAUAUUCUAUAAAUUUUGCUUUCCACGAACCGUGUAAGCUAUGACCAUGACAAGCAAUCAAUGGCAAGAACAAAUCUUGCAAGUAAAAAACCCAACUUCGCAACCAAAUCAACAGCUUAGAUCAACCCCACAUGGCCCCAGGAUAAGGAUAAAACCCAGAAUCAUCCUUCACUCUACCCACUCACCCUUUUACGUCAAAACAGAAGCCCUGUUCCAAGUUCAAAACAAACACUCGUGACAUAAUCAAACGGUUUUCUGAAUCAUCCAUUUAUAAAUUCCACGUAAGACUCAAUAUAUUUAUUAAAAUGUUUAGCUUACACGUAUUUAAAUACCCAUUUGGGCCCUGAAAAACACACGCUAAAAAGAAACAGGAAAGAAAAAGUUCUUGAGUUUCAGAGAUGGAGAAACAGAGUUAUACCCAGAAACUUUCUUGGACCAGGGGGAAGUGUUUAGGCAAAGGCUCCUUCGGUACUGUCAGCUUGGCAAUCAAAGAAUCAGACGGUGACGUUUUUGCAGUUAAGUCUGUCGAUUUAGCGACGUGUCUUCCGAAGCAGUUGGAGUCUUUGGAGAACGAAAUUAGGAUCCUCCGUUCGCUUUCCUCUCCUUAUGUCGUUGAGUAUCUCGGCGAUGAUGUGACAAGGUAUGAGUCUCCUACGACGUCUAAUCGGAAUCUUCACAUGGAGUACUUGCCAGGUGGCACCACUACUGACGAGGAGAUUAUGAAACGCCGGUUGGCUGACAUGGAUGACAGAAUUUUACGGUGGCACACGCGUUGCUUAGUUUCGGCUUUGGAGUACGUGCACGGCGAAGGCAUUGUACACUGUGAUGUGAAAGGGAAAAAUGUUUUGGUGGGCCCUGAUUUCACCUCCGUAAAGCUAGCGGAUUUCGGCUCAGCGAUUGAGAUUAAAAAGGUGGGCGCGGGUGACAGGUGUAGGUCCCUAAUUACGCCACGUGGAACCCCUCUCUGGAUGGCGCCGGAGGUGAUUCGAGGUGAGUACCAAGGACCGGAGAGUGAUGUUUGGUCCUUAGGCUGCACCGUCAUCGAGAUGGUCACCGGUAAGCCAGGUUGGGAGGAUCAAGGUUUCAACUCGCUAUGUCGAAUUGCUAACUCGGGGGAAUUGCCCGAGCUACCGACUCAGCUAUCUGAACUUGGUAAGGAUUUCGUGGAGAAAUGUUUGAGAAGGGAUCGGAGCCAAAGGUGGAGCUGCGAUCAGCUGCUACAGCAUCCAUUUGUAGCAUCGGCUUCAGCUCCGAAUAUGACUGGGGAAUCUUCUCCACGUUGCGUGCUCGAUUUCGCCAACUCCGAUUUCGAAGAAGACGAAAAUACGGAGAAUUGUGAAGCUUCGGCGAUAGAGAGGAUUGGUAAAUUAGCGACGGAAGGCGGGGUUAUUUGGGAAUCGGAUGGAUGGCUGGCGGUGAGGAGUUACGCUCGUGAAUCAGGUGUGAAUUGUGACGAAGGGACAAGUGCAGAAUAUGUGCAAUUGAUGAGGACAGAGCAGGAAACGGAGGGGACAAGUUCGGUAUAUUGGAGUUCGAUGGGAAUCAGGCAAGGAAUUGAAAUGACGAUUUCGGAAUUUUACGAUUAUUUUGAUAGCAGUAAUUCAAUCGAGUGGCAGUGCAGUAAUUACAAGGGUGUGAGAGGGUUAAAGUCGUUGAGUGGUGGGCUACGGUGCGAGUGCUCGGGUUCGAGCUGCCGGUAUGGGUCACAAAAGGUGGAGUUAGCGGUGGCGAAGGGAGAGUUGAGAUUCUACAUAUUUUGUAAUUUAUUACAACUAUUUUUGUUUGAUUUAAGAAUAUUCACAUCUAUUUUAAUGGUGUUUUUUAGUUACUCCUUUGUUACUAUAUUCUUCACCUUUGGUUCUCAGCCUAAUUUAAUGGUCAUGCGAUUCGACCAUUUCAUUUUCAAGUUCAAACCUGAAGAAAAAGUAAUUCUAGACUUUCCCAGUCAUCACAAGAAAUACUCCGCUUCUUAAUGACACUUCUUUUAUCCCAAAACAUUCUGGAAAAAAAAGGCACUAGACAAAAUUUAAGGCUUUGUCAUAGGCCACUAAUCUCAGUAAUGGCACACUUCUUUUGAACAAUUUAAAGGUUGUGGCUAGCUAAUUUUUCAAGUUGGUUUAAUGGGGCGUGCAAAAAGCAUGGCUUGGAUUUAUUCACUUUCAUUGGAAUUUUGGUUCCAAUUAUUAUAUGUUUGGAAAGUCAAUAUCAACGU
Molecule: messenger RNA, 3354 nt
Organism: Durio zibethinus
Lineage: Eukaryota; Viridiplantae; Streptophyta; Magnoliopsida; Malvales; Malvaceae
Product: mitogen-activated protein kinase kinase kinase 18-like
Biological process (GO): protein phosphorylation; signal transduction
Molecular function (GO): ATP binding; protein kinase activity
Source: RefSeq, a predicted model, not a curated record